Molecule: messenger RNA, 6768 nt
Organism: Suricata suricatta (meerkat)
Lineage: Eukaryota; Metazoa; Chordata; Mammalia; Carnivora; Herpestidae
Gene: TLL1
Product: tolloid like 1
Exons: 21
Coding region: 140-3178 (1012 amino acids)
Biological process (GO): proteolysis
Molecular function (GO): zinc ion binding; metalloendopeptidase activity; calcium ion binding
Source: RefSeq, a predicted model, not a curated record
ACACCUGAACGCCCCUGUGUCGCCGAGGAGCCUCCCGGCAGGGAGAGGAGCACCGGUUCCCCUCGCGCCGCACAUCAGCGCGGACCGCGGACGCCUCACCUCCCGGUCCCGUCCCUUCCUUUUCCUCCAGGGGAGGAGGAUGGGGUUGGAAACGCUUCCCCCGAGGAUGCUCGUGUGGCUGGUGGCCUCGGGGAUUGUUUUGUACGGGGAGCUUUGGGUCUGCGCUGGCCUCGACUAUGACUACACUUUUGAUGGGAGCGAAGAGGAUAAAGCGGACACGAUAGAUUACAAGGACCCUUGUAAAGCCGCUGUGUUUUGGGGUGAUAUUGCCUUAGAUGAUGAAGACUUAAGUAUCUUUCAAAUUGAUAGGACAAUUGAUCUUACACAGAACCCCUUUGGACUUGGACAUACCACAGGUGGAUUUGGAGACCAUAGUAUGUCAAAGAAACGAGGGGCCCUCUACCAGCUUAUAGACAGGAUAAGAAGAAUUGCCUCUGGCUUGGAGCAAAACAACACAGUGAAGGGAAAAGUACCUCUAAAAUUCUCAGGGCAAAAUGAGAAAAAUCGAGUUCCCAGAGCUGCUACAUCGAGAACGGAAAGAAUAUGGCCUGGAGGUGUUAUUCCUUAUGUUAUAGGAGGCAACUUCACUGGCAGCCAGCGAGCCAUGUUCAAGCAGGCCAUGCGGCACUGGGAGAAGCACACAUGUGUGACUUUUAUUGAAAGAAGUGAUGAAGAGAGUUAUAUUGUAUUCACGUAUAGACCUUGUGGAUGCUGCUCUUAUGUGGGUCGGCGGGGAAAUGGACCUCAGGCAAUCUCUAUCGGCAAGAACUGUGAUAAAUUUGGAAUCGUUGUUCAUGAAUUGGGCCACGUGAUAGGCUUUUGGCAUGAACACACACGACCAGAUAGAGAUAACCAUGUCACUAUCAUAAGAGAAAACAUCCAGCCAGGUCAAGAGUACAAUUUUCUGAAGAUGGAGCCUGGAGAAGUGAACUCACUUGGAGAAAGAUACGACUUUGACAGUAUCAUGCACUAUGCCAGGAACACCUUCUCAAGGGGGAUGUUUCUGGAUACAAUUCUCCCAUCUCGCGAUGAUAAUGGCAUCCGUCCUGCAAUCGGUCAGCGAACCCGAUUAAGCAAGGGCGAUAUUGCACAGGCCAGAAAGCUGUACAGAUGUCCAGCAUGUGGAGAAACUCUACAAGAAUCCAAUGGCAACCUUUCCUCUCCAGGAUUUCCAAAUGGCUAUCCUUCUUAUACACACUGCAUCUGGAGAGUUUCAGUGACUCCAGGGGAGAAGAUCGUUUUGAAUUUUACCACGAUGGACCUGUACAAGAGCAGUCUGUGCUGGUAUGACUACAUUGAAGUAAGAGAUGGGUACUGGAGGAAAUCGCCUCUCCUUGGUAGAUUCUGUGGGGACACGUUGCCUGAUGUUCUUACCUCUACAGACAGCAGAAUGUGGAUUGAAUUUCGUAGCAGCAGUAAUUGGGUGGGAAAAGGCUUUGCAGCUCUUUAUGAAGCAAUCUGUGGAGGUGAGAUACAUAAAAAUGAGGGACAGAUUCAGUCUCCUAAUUAUCCUGAUGACUACAGACCGAUGAAGGAAUGUGUGUGGAAAAUAACAGUGUCGGAAAACUCCUAUGUUGGAUUGACCUUUCAGGCCUUUGAGAUUGAAAGGCAUGACAACUGUGCCUACGAUUACCUGGAAGUUCGAGAUGGAAACAGUGAAAAUAGCCCGUUGAUAGGGCGUUUCUGUGGUUAUGAUAAACCUGAAGACAUCAGAUCUACCUCCAAUACCUUGUGGAUGAAAUUCGUUUCUGACGGAACUGUGAACAAGGCCGGGUUUGCUGCCAAUUUUUUUAAAGAGGAAGACGAGUGUGCCAAACCGGACCGUGGGGGCUGUGAGCAGCGGUGUCUGAACACUCUGGGCAGUUACCAGUGCGCGUGUGAGCCUGGCUACGAACUGGGACCAGACAAGAGGGGCUGUGAAGCGGCCUGUGGCGGACUUCUUACCAGACUUAAUGGUACCAUCACCACCCCAGGCUGGCCCAAGGAGUACCCUCCGAAUAAAAACUGCGUGUGGCAAGUGGUUGCACCAACUCAAUACAGAAUUUCAAUGAAGUUUGAGUUUUUUGAAUUGGAAGGCAAUGAAGUUUGCAAAUAUGAUUAUGUGGAGAUUUGGAGUGGCCUUUCCUCUGAGUCUAAAUUGCAUGGCAGAUUUUGCGGUGCCGAAGUGCCUGACGUGAUCACAUCUCAGUUCAACAACAUGAGAAUUGAAUUCAGAUCUGACAAUACUGUAUCCAAGAAGGGCUUCAAAGCACACUUUUUCUCAGACAAAGAUGAAUGCUCUAAGGAUAAUGGCGGGUGUCAACACGAGUGCGUCAACACGAUGGGAAGCUAUAUGUGUCAGUGCCGUAAUGGAUUUGUGCUGCAUGAAAAUAAACAUGACUGCAAGGAAGCUGAGUGUGAACAGAAGAUACACAGUCCAAGUGGCUUCAUCACCAGUCCCAACUGGCCAGACAAGUACCCAAGCAGGAAGGAAUGCACAUGGGAAAUAAGUACCACUCCUGGCCAUCGGAUCAAAUUAGCCUUUAGUGAGUUUGAGAUUGAGCAGCAUCAAGAGUGUGCUUAUGAUCACUUGGAAGUAUUUGAUGGAGAAACAGAAAAGUCACCAAUUCUUGGACGACUCUGUGGCAACAAGAUACCAGAGCCCCUUGUGGCUACCGGAAAUAAAAUGUUCGUCCGGUUCAUUUCUGAUGCAUCUGUUCAGAGAAAAGGCUUUCAAGCCGCACAUUCUACAGAGUGUGGUGGCCGACUAAAAGCUGACCCGAAACCCAGAGAUCUAUACUCGCAUGCUCAGUUUGGUGAUAACAACUACCCAGGACAGGUCGACUGUGAGUGGCUGGUAGUGUCAGAGCGCGGCUUUCGCCUGGAGUUAUCCUUCCCGACUUUUGAAGUGGAGGAAGAGGCUGACUGUGGCUAUGACUAUGUUGAGCUCUUUGAUGGUGUCGAUUCAACAGCAGUGGGGCUUGGUCGGUUCUGUGGAUCUGGGCCACCAGAAGAAAUCUACUCCAUUGGGGAUGCGGUUUUAAUUCACUUUCACACUGAUGACACAAUCAACAAGAAAGGAUUUCAUAUAAGAUACAAAAGCAUUAGAUAUCCAGACACCAUGCAUACCAAAAAAUAACACCAAAACGUCCAUUGGAACAUCAAGGAAUGUGCAUAAUGGCGAGAAGACAUAUUUUUUUUUAAUGUUUUAUAUAAUGAGUUUAAACGGAAGGAAACUGUAAGACCAGAAUUAUCUCUGCACUACAAGAGAAGUUUUUGGCUAUUUCUGAUCAGCAUUACCAGGAGAUUGGAACUCCUAUGCUUGACGGUAUAAAUCGAAAUAAAGCUGGCGAAAGGGUGUCGUGUUACUUCAAGAAGACUCCACAAGCUUUUGUUGACAGCUUGACAUAGAUGCCUUGCAAUUCAGGCAGUUCAAUUCAGGGUCUGUGACCUUGUAGAGUGUUCUUCUUGAAUUUUUCAAGAUUUGGGAGAAAUAAAAUGGUCUCGCUGGUCAUCAACUGAAAAACCCUCUUCCUGCGUCUGAGGAUAAUUGCUUUGGCAUUGUAUCCUGGAUACGGAUCCUUAGAGGAUGUUGGGAAAUGGGAGUCUUUUGAGGGUGCUUUGUACUUUACUUGUGGGUGUGUCCGAUGUUCGGGAAUUGGAGUACUUGGGUUUUGUUACUUUCGCUUGCAGGCCAGAUUCAAUGAGACACAAAUGAUCUCGUGGCCACUUCGUUUCCUGGCGUUUUGACGAGUUGGAAAUGUCAGUAGUGUCCAUCAUUGCAGUUAAUCUCUAGACAUCAUUUAUUUAGAUGCUGGUAAACGCCCAUCCGAUUGGUAAGCCAAGGUCUUUCAGUGAAAGUGCUCCCUUUGCACACCAAACUUAAGAAGCGCCAUGAUGUCUUAGGAACUGCAGGAGAGAACGCCCAACAGGUGUGAACAGAAUUCUUCUAAGUGACUGCCUGGAUGGUCCAUUCUCAAGUCACCGGAGCUGCUACCGUCUUUUCUGUUGUUGUCAAUCUGUCGUAGUUGUUAUUGCUGACGUCACAGUUAAUGUUGUAUUUAAAAAAAAAAUGAAACAAAGUGGAAGUAGGCCAUGUAGUCAUUGAAAGCUCUCUCUCUCUCUUGCCCUCUCGCUCUCGCUCUCUCUCUCCCUCCUCUCUCUCUUUCUCCGUGGGAUUCAGAUUUUUAAAAAUGCCAUGUGGGGAAAAAGGAUUUGUUUCCGAAAGACUUUCUAUGGUGCUAUUCCAUAAAUGUUUGUUUUUAAACAAAAUUUUUGACCUUUGAGCCAACCACCUGUAGACUAUGAAUGUCUCCCUGGUCUGUCUGGUGGCAUGUGAAGACUGAAGACUUGUUAAACGUAUCAAGAGUGUAUCAUUGUGAGGGCAGCACUCAUCCUGUGGAACAACUACUUAUAAUGCCUUAGAAUUCUUGCACAUGAUCAAACAGAUCCUCCUAGAGACACACCUUUCGAAAGGUUGAACUUAAUAAUGUAUGUGAAUUAGCAACUCCAUGAGGCUUAUCCAUUUCCGUGACUAAGAACAUCGGGUAUAAAUAUGGUGUCCUGCUUUUGUUGUAGAAAAUGAAUUUUCUGCUUUAAAGCCAUUUGUGUUUUUAAUAUAGUGUAUGUAUAUGUGAGGUUGUCUGAGUGAGUGGAAGUACAAGAAGGUUAAAAGUAGUGGGGAAUGAAAAAGUUACAAUUUAUGUGCCAAGUUCUAGAAUCCUGUCUGAAGUAGCACCUUUGUUAGGAGAUUUCAUGGACAAAUAAUAGGAACUUCUAAUUAUUAUCCACCCCAUUAUAAAAAUGGAUUUUUCCUUUACAGAAACUCUAUUUUGAUAUAUUUUCAUGUUGAUCUAGAUUCCCACAUGAAAUAGUUUGGUUUCUGUUACCUGUCCAUGAACAUUUAACAUUCAAAAAAAUUGGGUAUUUUUUUUUUCAUUUUUACAAAUUAAACUAUACACACAGGUCUAUCUUAUUCAGUUUUUUUGUCAUAUCCCUGAAAAAUAUUUUCUUUCAUAUGAAUUAUACUAUGUAAAUACAUUUUUAAAACCAAUCUUUUGAUCUUCUUGAAUGUUACUUUGGGAAUCUGUCACUCUUGCCUGCAAUAUAAUGAGCUUUCUAGUAGAGCUGAUUUAUUCCAGUAACUUCUUCUAUAUUUUUUCACUAAUCUUCAAGUAGCCAAAAUAUAGGAAUGGGAAAAAGAGGGAAAAAAUCAUGAACACCUUGUGGACUACCCUAUGCCUGGCCUGGUACUAGGCACAUGGCACUAGCCUUUUUUUUUUUUAAUUUUAUGCUGCCGUUUGAGACUUGAGGUAAUGUUCUCAUUUUGUAAUUUAGGACUGGAGGCUCAUAGAAGGUAUGUAACGUUCUCAAGGUCACAGUGUAAAUGAGAUGUUGAAAGCCAGCUUGUCUGAUAUAAAAACCUGUGCUCAUUCUACAAAAUGUAGUCAAAUCAAUCUUGACAUAUAUAAAUAGCGGACAUGUUUUUAUGAUGAAACUUUUCCACAUAAAGUAAAUUUUAGGGGUGAAUUACAGUAAAACUUUCAGGAUAAAUAUAUUGUUCUUUUCAGGAACAGCAUGGCAAAUCAAACAUCAGCUGUAGAUAUCUCUAAGAACCUCAGUUAGUGCUAGAAAUUAAAGAAACAAAACCUGCUCCAUAGUUCAGAGUUAGUAACCACAGACUUUUGUUAAAAUAAAUACAUUAAACUAUUUUAUCCGGCGUUGUAGGGGAAACGCAGUGUUCUACUUUAAGAAAUAUUUUGGAUAUUAUGAUUCACAUCUUAUUAAAAGCCACAAUGAGCUGCAUUGGACACAACUGAGAAGUGAAAGUGAAAAGGUAUUUGGAGAUGUCACGACUUUAGGUCUUCAAUGUGAACAUUAAUUUUUAAUGUACUUCAUGUCAGAUAUCAAUUCAUUGCCUAUUAUUUUUAUAUUAAUUCAGUUUGGGCUUAAAUGUGUCAUUAAUUCCAAGUACAAACAGCUUUGUUGUCAUUGUGUUAGUAAUUGUUAGCUACUGUUUUAAGCGUUUUAUUAAAUUAAUUUUGUAAAUUAUUUUCAACCCCUACAUCAGUAUAUUGGUUGUGCUCUCUCUUUGUCAAGUUCUAACUCCUAUACGAUCCUCACUGGCCAUCCACACACAAAAAACUGCUCCUACUUACUAUGAUUUUAUUAAAUUAUUUUUCAAGUCAACUUGAAUAUUAAUUUAGUCUUUUUAUGAGGUCAUGACUUAGCAUAAUUUUACAAAACAACAUUUUUUGAAAAUGUGUGAGAACCAGCAAUAUUUCCAAGGUCUCCAAAUGUCCCCUUGCUGUAUUGGCUGGCUUUUAGCUAUCCAGGCUUAAUUUUAAUGUAUCACAGGAUCAGAUUCAAUUCUGUCCAAUUUUGUUUUUAAAGUUUAGUCUCUCUUAUUUGGUUUCUAUUAUUACUAUAUUUUUCAGUGUAAGCCUCAAAUACUAAAUUUCGCUCUCCCAUAGAGAAAAUUUCUAAAAGCAUCUAACGACUAAUUAUUCUUCUUCAGAAGUAAAUGUAAACAUCUUAUUGAAUGUUACUUUGAAUUCAAGUAAAUGUUACUUGAAUGUUACUCAAGCUCAUUAAAGUAAAUGUUACUUUUUAAAAGUAAAUGAUACCCAUGUGUGACAUUUACAAAUAACUGACUUAAGGCAGUUAUCAACAUGUUUGGAAAUUGUAUUUAGUGACAAUGGGAAUAAAACUUCCUUUUUGGAAAACCUU